This is a messenger RNA of Manacus vitellinus (golden-collared manakin), 1660 nucleotides long. It is a transcript of the gene GAL3ST2, whose product is annotated as galactose-3-O-sulfotransferase 2. Gene Ontology annotation, biological process: glycolipid biosynthetic process; glycoprotein biosynthetic process. The transcript has 4 exons. The record is from RefSeq and is a predicted model, not a curated record. Gene Ontology annotation, molecular function: galactosylceramide sulfotransferase activity. NCBI's taxonomy places the organism in Eukaryota, Metazoa, Chordata, Aves, Passeriformes, Pipridae. Gene Ontology annotation, cellular component: membrane. The coding region runs from base 1 to 1386 and encodes 461 amino acids.
AUGCUAGAAAUAGGUACGUGGGCACUAAGAGGCAGAGGAGAUGAAAAGGGUACUGGAAUCGAUUUGCAAAUGAGACAUUUCCCAGCUCGAAGCAGCAUGAAAAGCCCUGGAUGCACUCCAAGGCAUACCAGAUGUCUCAUCAUUUUCAGCCUUUUGCUGGGACUCAUGUUCCUGUCAGGAUUCUUCCAUAGGAAGGAUAAGGAUUAUGGAAUCUUCGACAGCCACGAGGACCAAACUGUCGCCUUCCUGCAGAAUCUCAAACAGCCACUGCUGACCCCUCCCACGCCGUGCCAUGCCAAGACAAACGUCAUGUUCCUCAAGACCCACAAGACAGCCAGCAGCACCGUGCUCAACAUCAUGUUCAGGUUUGCAGAGAGGUACAACCUCACCGUCGCCCUCCCUGCUGGCCAGCAAUUCCACCUCGGCUACCCGAGGAUUUUCAGGGCCCACUUUGUGGAGGAUUUUGAAAUCAUAGGCCAAAACUACAACAUCAUGUGCAACCACUUGAGGUUUAACCCCUUGGAGGUGCAAAAGGUGAUGGCACCCAACACCUUCUACUUCUCCAUCCUGAGGAACCCCAUUCCUCUGAUGGAGUCUUCCUACAUCUACUUCAAGAACAAUGUCCCCGCCUUCAGGAGCUCCAAGGACGUGAACGAGUUCCUGGCAUCACCCACGAGGUUUUACCACCCAGCAGAUUACAGGGAGAACAUCCACGCCAGGAAUAUCAUGUGGUUUGACUUUGGCUACGACAACAACGCGGAGGACGACACAGAGUACACCCAGGCCAUCCUCGAGGAGAUCGAGCAGAACUUCCACCUCAUCCUCAUAGCAGAUUACUUUGAUGAGUCCAUGAUCCUCUUGAAGCACACUUUGUGCUGGGAUCUGGAUGAUGUGAUUUACUUCAAGCUCAAUUCCAGAAGUCAGGACACUGUCCAGACUUUGACUCCGGAAAGUGAGGAGCGGGUAAAAGCGUGGUGCUCGCUGGACUGGAAGCUCUACCUGCACUUCAACCAGAGCUUCUGGAGGAGAAUUGAGGAGACCAUAGGGCUGGAGGUGCUGGAGAAGGAGGUGGAUCACCUGCGAACCAGACAGAAGGAGCUCAUGGAGACCUGUCUCUUGGAGCAGGAGCCAGUGGGGAAGGAUCACAUCAGGAACAAAGCUUUCCAGCCUUACCAGUCAGGGGCUGCAAAUAUCCUGGGGUACAACCUCAGACAGGACUUGGACAACAGGACUCUGAGAAACUGCCAGAAACUGGUCAUUCCAGAGCUCCAGUACACGUCCUACCUUUACACUGUCCAACACCCACACAAGAAGGAGAAGCAGCUGGGGUUGCCAUUGCCAUGGACCAGUCUCCAGGAGAGGAUGCAGCUCCCAAAUACCAGCUAGGACACAUGACAACCCGCUGUGGCUUCCCACUGCUUUGCAUCACCCCAUGUCUGGCAUGUGACUGACUGACACAAGACAGGACUCUUGUGCAUGGGGGGAGGCAGUGGGGGCUUUGUUCAGGGUCACCGAGUUGGUGGUUGGUCCCUUUUUGGGGACCUUGAGCCAAAGGCUCUGCGUUGGUCAGAUCCUGUGUGAUCCUUCCUGCCUGCUCCCAGCUGGGGAGUGCUGGGCAGGCUGCAGCUGGCAUAGACAUUCCAGCUUCUCAAUCAUUAAU